AUGUACUCGGACUACACCAUGCCAGACUAUGGUCAUGUUGACACAGAUGCCAAUUCAUCAUGGCUAAACACAUAUCCAACUUCUCAUUCCGCAUCAAAGCGGACAGACUCGUUUGCAACAUCGCCCAACUUCCGCCCUUGCAUACCGAAAAAGUCGAUAUCGCCAGAGAUGUGCGCAGUAACGCCGACGACGUCUGUGUCGCCAAACUUUGCGCCAUCGACGCCAAUAUCAGCUGAUGCGACACCCAUGGCGACAUCGCCCAAUUUCGUUUCUACAAUGGCACCGCCGGUAAUGUUUGCCGAGUUUCCGUCACUGGCGGCGGAUGGGAACUCUACUACAAACCUUCGGCCAUCAUUGACGUCAUCACGUCGGUCGUGGGUGAAGAAGGUG
Molecule: messenger RNA, 390 nt
Organism: Bipolaris oryzae ATCC 44560
Lineage: Eukaryota; Fungi; Ascomycota; Dothideomycetes; Pleosporales; Pleosporaceae
Exons: 1
Source: RefSeq, a predicted model, not a curated record